GAAAGAGGCUUCAAAGCGGCUUCGGAAUAUGUUAAUAUGCGUUAGCUCACGUUAAAUUCCCUUUGUUUUCAUCAAUACAGUUUUACGCUGUAGUCUGUUUCAGAGUCAUUGUAUUGAUACAAUGGGGUCGAGGUCCCGAUCUCGUAGUACUAGUCCAACUCGUAUCGACCAGUUCGGACGAGUAGUACCCAAAAAGCGUAGUCAGAGUAGAGAAGGAUCUCAAAGAUCAAGGAGCAAAAGUGCCCGUAGGAGUCGAAGUCGAAGUCCAUUCAGAGGACAAAGAGGUCCGAAAAAUCGUCGUAGCAGGAGUCCUAAGCCAGUGCUAAUGAGAAACAUUCCUAAAAACAAGCGUCGGGUCUUCAAAAGGGACAGUCAUGACCGGCUGGUUUCGGUGUCACCUUCCUCAUCGUCAUCUAGGUCACCUACACCCCCACGAUUCCCGCGGUAUGUCCAUACAAAAAGUCUAACAAGUGAAACCAACGUGAAUGAUCCAGACCUGAUGAAGUCACGAGUUUUUAUCGGAAAUUUGCCGUAUGACAAAAUAACAAAGGCUGAAAUGGAAGAAAUCUUUUCCAAAUAUGGAAAGAUUCUAGGUAUUUCGAUCCACGAGCGAGGGUUUGGGUUUGUCCAGUUUGAGAAGGUAGACGACGGACUGAGAGCCGUAGAGGUAGAGAACGGAGGAUUGCUGAAAGGAAAGCGAAUCGACGUCAAGAUGGCAAUGGCUGGUAGGAGAUCAGGCCCUCCAAAACCCCCAGGAGGACCUGGAGGACGAUCACCACCCCCUGCAGGCUAUGACCGUGACCGUGAUCGUGACCGUGACCGUGACAGAGGAUUGCCACCUCCUCUACUUGGGAGAGAUGGGCGGUUGAAUCCACUUAGACUUGGGGCAGUGGAUCCAUCUGAUAAGGAAAGCUACCCUCCACCACCGGGAGGUGGCAGAGCCCUGCCUCCUGAACGGGAAAGGUCACCCCUGAGAGGUGACCCCUACGAGGACCGGUACAGAGAUCCUUACAGAGAUGCUGCUUUACCCCUACCCCCUGUCCGUAGGGAUGACCCGUACUACGACCGUGACCCCUACAGACGUCCACCCCCACCUGAUGACCCCUACUUUGACAGAUAUCGAGAUGAUCCCUACAGAGUACCAAGACGAGAUCCUUAUGCUGACCCCUAUAGAGAUCCCUACUUCAGAGAACCCUACCCAUCAGCUUAUGAUCCACCUCCACCACCAAAACGAACUCUUCCCAUUGACUGUGAAGUUAUCAUCCUUAACACACAGCUUAAGAAUUACGCUGAGUUUUUGGAGAGAAAGUUAAAGGCAAUCCCAUUAUUUUCCAAAGUUGUUGUGAUUUCUGAAGAUCGCACAAUUCAGCAGAUGAUAGAGGAGGCUACAAAGCGAAAUGUCUUGUUUGCAAUUGUUGUAAACAGCCAAAAUGAAGCGCACCAGUCUUUGACGCUGAACAUACUCCAUGGGACACCGCAAGAACACAGAAAUAUGCCAGUAGAAGAUGCCGUAACAUUGAUCAGUCGGAGUUUUGAUCAAUACACCAAAACGUCCAGAGAGAAAGCUAGCGUGGCCGUUCCUGCAGCCCCCGCGGCACCCGCUGCUGCCGCCCCAGCCCCUGCUGCCCCCGCUGCAAGGAGUUCUGGCCCCUUUGUACCCCCUAGCUCAGAUUUAUUAUAUCUGUUGAAUCUCCUGGCCGACAGUAGACAGCUGACAGUGGAAGAGCUAGAUAAAGUUAUAUCAUAUCUUCAUGAAAGACGAGAGAAGCAAAUGGGAGCAGAUGGCCGUCAUUUGCCCAGGAUGGAAGAUGGUCGGGGAGGCUAUGGAGAACAGAGGAAAGAAGAGUCGGCCACUCUACAAAGGGAGCAACAAGAGCUACAGGCAAAGAUCCUCAGUAUUCUAAAUGGCCCUGGCGAACUUGGCCAGGUAGCAGGGUUGCCCAAGGCUCCUCAACGGUCAGGCCAUCCAGCACCACUUAUGGGUAAUGGUGCAUCACAGCAAGGAGGGCAGGGCGGUAUGUCAUCCCUCAUCAAUUUCGACAGUCCCAGUGUUCAGAAGGCACUUGACAACCUCAUCCAGAGUGGGCCCAACUUGCUGAAGACCAUCUCCACGCCCCAAGGGCCAACAAUGGCACAAAGGGCCCCACUGAUGUCUCGUCCUGAGCACACGCAGCAGCAACAGGGCUUAUUGUCACGCGAGUCAUUCAGCGGGAUGGCUGGAGGAAUGAUCAGUGGCCACGGUCCUGCUGGAGCACCACCUCAGCAGAGACCCCAGUAUGGUCAACAGAUGGGGAUGCAAGGAGUAGCACCUAGACAGGCACCUCCUCCACCUGGUCGAAGGCCAUUUUGAAAUGUUAAGAACAAUGUCUAGUCUUCAGUCAUCAUCACUUAAAUCAGACUUGGAUAGCAUAGUUGUCAUUUUCAAAACAUUUCUUGCUUUUCAUGAGUGGAUAUUUUACUGAUCCGAAUGCCCAUGUUGUUAUUGUUGUAUAAAAGUCAUCACUUUCACUGAUAAUAUAAAUUGACGCUGGAAUUUUACGUAACCUUUAUGUCAAUCAUGGCUUCUUGUAGAAUUUUUUAAUGUACAUUAUGUGAAAUUAUUUUACCAUUUCUUGUAAAAGUGUCGGUUACUUAUAUGGAUAUGAAAGUGUGUAAAAAGAACAAAUAAAACAUGUGACAUUGCGCUUGUGUUUUAUGUGUAUGCAAGUACAAGAAAAUUAAAGAAAAAAAGGAAACGCCA
Molecule: messenger RNA, 2740 nt
Organism: Mizuhopecten yessoensis (Yesso scallop)
Lineage: Eukaryota; Metazoa; Mollusca; Bivalvia; Pectinida; Pectinidae
Product: nuclear receptor coactivator 5-like
Exons: 10
Coding region: 122-2350 (742 amino acids)
Molecular function (GO): RNA binding
Source: RefSeq, a predicted model, not a curated record